GAGGACUGAUGUGGGGAGUUCUUAGUGGAGUUCUUUCAGCCGACAGAGGGAACGAAGAUGGACACGUUAAAUAAACUGAAACAGUUUGAUGCAUAUCCGAAAACGCUUGAGGAUUUCCGAAUUAAAACAUGCAGCGGAGCUACGGUUACAAUCAUAAGUGGUCUCAUCAUGUUGAUUCUGUUCUUCUCCGAGUUGCAGUAUUAUCUUACGAAGGAGGUCCAUCCUGAACUGUUUGUAGACACAUCACGAGGAGACAAACUAAAAAUCAAUAUUGAUGUGACAUUUCCUAACAUGCCAUGUGCUUAUCUUAGCAUUGAUGCCAUGGAUGUUGCUGGGGAGCAGCAGUUGGAUGUGGAACACAACCUGUUCAAGCAAAGACUUGACAAGGAUGGGAAUCCUGUCACAACAGAAGCAGAGAAGCACGAUCUGGGACAAGAAGAAGGUGAAAUAUUUGACCCCAGUAAGCUAGAUCCUGAGAGAUGUGAAAGCUGCUACGGAGCAGAGACGGAGGAUUUGAAGUGCUGUAACACCUGUGAUGAUGUUCGUGAGGCCUACCGCCGGCGGGGCUGGGCUUUCAAGAACCCUGACACCAUCGAGCAGUGCAAAAGAGAGGGCUUCAGCCAAAAGAUGCAAGAGCAGAAAUAUGAGGGCUGCCAGAUCUAUGGCUUUCUGGAGGUCAACAAGGUGGCAGGAAAUUUUCACUUUGCCCCUGGAAAAAGUUUCCAACAGUCGCAUGUUCAUGUGCACGCUGUGGAAAUUCAUGAUCUUCAGAGUUUCGGACUAGACAAUAUCAACAUGACUCACUUGAUCAAGCAUCUGUCCUUUGGAAGAGAUUACCCUGGUAUCGUUAAUCCUUUGGAUGGAACUGAUGUUGCAGCACCACAAGCAUCCAUGAUGUAUCAGUACUUUGUGAAGAUUGUCCCAACCAUUUAUGUGAAAUGGGAUGGAGAAGUGGUCAAAACAAACCAGUUCUCUGUUACGCGACAUGAGAAGGUAGCCAAUGGACUGAUUGGAGACCAGGGCCUGCCUGGUGUGUUUGUUUUAUAUGAACUCUCCCCUAUGAUGGUCAAAUUUACAGAGAAGCAAAGAUCAUUUACACAUUUUCUCACAGGAGUGUGUGCCAUCGUAGGAGGUGUGUUUACAGUGGCUGGACUUAUUGACUCAUUGAUAUAUCACUCGGCAAAAGCCAUCCAAAAGAAGAUUGAACUGGGCAAGGCAUCUUAGUGAAGUGUAUGGCACAACAGCCAUUCAGACAGUUCAUCAGUCUCCGGAAGGGCCUAUCUGGAAAGGGGAAGUGACUUCAAACUGACUCACGCUUCCCAAUGUGGCAAACACUAAGAUUCUAAAAAACUCCCCCAUUAUGGAAAGGAACGUUGGCUGCUGUCUCACUUUUUAUAUAUAUAUAUAUCCCCAUCCAAGCGAUUAAUGAAAACUGGGCAUCACUGGCCAGCAGAGGGACUUUAGAAUAUGUUUUGAUCGCAUUUGAUUUAGACCCAGUCGUAACAUCUCCCUGGUAUUUUCAUCAGAUUUCAUAUAUGUGCAGUGGUUUCCAGUGCCUAUGUAUCCUUAAUUGUAUCCCAAACCUUAAUUUCUCCAAUUCUUCAAUACUGGACCCUUCCUAUAGAUUGGUAUUAGUUUCCCAUCACAAAUAAUUUUAUAUGAAAUGAGACCCAGGCAGUAUGAAUGUGUUUUCUAACUUCUUUCAAGGGUGUGUUAGAGCAAACAAUAGCAAAAAUAUGCUAAUAUGCUAACUCCCAAUUUCAUUCUGUUUUAAUAUGUUUGGUUUUCAGUGAAUACAUCCAUUAAUAAAAACUCUGCCCAUUGUUGAGAGGACUGCUUAA
This is a messenger RNA of Esox lucius (northern pike), 1841 nucleotides long. RefSeq names its product ERGIC and golgi 3 (gene ergic3). Lineage: Eukaryota; Metazoa; Chordata; Actinopteri; Esociformes; Esocidae. Gene Ontology annotation, biological process: retrograde vesicle-mediated transport, Golgi to endoplasmic reticulum; endoplasmic reticulum to Golgi vesicle-mediated transport. The record is from RefSeq and is a predicted model, not a curated record. Gene Ontology annotation, cellular component: Golgi membrane; endoplasmic reticulum; endoplasmic reticulum membrane. Bases 58 to 1224 code for a protein of 388 amino acids. The transcript has 14 exons.